Molecule: messenger RNA, 1620 nt
Organism: Lactuca virosa
Lineage: Eukaryota; Viridiplantae; Streptophyta; Magnoliopsida; Asterales; Asteraceae
Source: the annotation of a GenBank genome assembly
CAGGAAUAAAAUAAGAAUAAAGAAGAAGAGGUUAGAGAACAAUGAUUGCUAGGAAAUUUUCGUCUGCUACCUCUCGUUCAUUGCGUGUUUGUGUUGUUGGCAGUGGUCCUGCUGGUUUUUACACUGCUGAGAAGAUGCUGAAAGCACAUGAAGGAGCAGAAGUUGACAUCAUUGAUAGAUUGCCAACACCAUUUGGAUUAGUCCGUUCAGGGGUAGCACCUGAUCACCCUGAAACAAAGAUUGUCAUCAACCAAUUUUCACGAGUUGCACAGAAUGAAAGAUGCUCAUUUUUUGGAAACGUGUCUCUUGGAUCCUCCAUUUCUCUAUCUGAGCUACGCCAAAUUUAUCAUGUGGUUGUGCUUGCUUAUGGUGCUGAAAGUGACAGAAUUCUUGGCAUUAAAGGAGAGGAAUUGAAAGGUAUACACUCUGCUAGAGAAUUUGUUUGGUGGUAUAAUGGGCAUCCAGAUUUCAGUAAUAUGACACCUGACUUGAAGAACACAGACACAGCCAUUGUUCUGGGACAGGGUAAUGUGGCUCUUGAUGUUGCAAGGAUUCUUUUAAGGUCACCUACAGAGUUAUCUACAACUGAUAUUGCUAGCCAUGCUUUGGAUGCUCUUAGGGAGAGUUCCAUAAGGAAAGUUUAUCUUGUUGGCAGACGUGGGCCCGUUCAAGCAGCUUGUACUGCAAAAGAGCUACGAGAAAUUCUUGCUAUCAAAGAUUUGCAAAUUAACAUCAAGGAAGCAGAUCUUGUAAAAACAUCUGCAGAUGAGGAAGAAAUGAAGAACAACCGUAUAAGGAAAAGAGUCUUUGAGUUGUUAUCCAAGGCAUCAUCAACAUCUGGUCAAACUUCCGGUCAACGGGAAUUGGAAUUCACAUUCUUCCGGAAACCUGAUAAAUUUCUUGAAUCAGAUGACAGAAGUGGCUAUGUUGGUGGUGUGCACUUUGAGAAGACAACAUUAAAAGGAAAUGGUGACUCUGGAUAUCAGAUUGCAACAGGGACAGGGGAGUAUGAGGAUAUAAAAUGCGGAUUGGUACUUAAGAGCAUAGGCUACAAAUCCAUACCUGUUGAUGGUUUACCUUUUGACCAUUCCAAAGGUGUGGUUCCAAAUAUUAAAGGGCGUGUUAUAUCUGAAGAUGGUUUGUAUGUAUGUGGGUGGUUAAAAAGAGGUCCAACAGGAAUAAUUGCUACAAAUCUUUAUGAUGCAGAAGAAACUGUGGCAAGCAUCUAUGAAGACGUAUCUAAAAUAGAGCUAACAUCAAGAAAACCAGGGAGAGAGGGGCUUCUUCAAUUACUUGAAAGUAAGAAGAUUAAAUUUUUUACAUUUGAUGAUUGGAAGAAGAUAGAUUUUGAGGAGAAGAGGGUUGGGGGUUUAAAAGGGAAACCAAGAGAAAAGUUAACCGCAUGGAAAGAUUUACUACAAGUAAAGUAACCACAAAAUGAAAAGCAAAAAAUUUAUUAUUUUCAUGGGUAUUUUGUUAAAUUAAUUGUUUCAUAACGGAAAUGGCAUGUAGGCUUUUUUCAAGGGGGUUUGAUUAAUGAGAUUUAUGACCAUUACAUAAAAAUAUGGUGACUGUUGUGUUACUCAACAUUAUGAUAUUCUAAUUUCUAUUAGUGGGGAU